AUGGAAACUAGACAAUCUCCGACUGGUACUACUGCCACCGGCGCCAUCCGAUCACAUAAAUCGGCUAUUGCCAAGAGAGCAUGUGACCAAUGCAAAUUCCGCAAGAUCAAGUGUAGCUUGUCACAACCGUGCAAGGCUUGCGAGUCCAUGGGCUUCGAGUGUACAUUCCUUCAACCACAGAAGAAGCGCGGACCAACCGGGCAUCGCGUGUCGCAAAUUCGACAACAGCAAACUGUCAUAACUCCUCAAGAGAAACCCAAGAAUAGCUUCCAAUUUCAAGCUCCAACUUCAGCGGUGGAGCCCGGUCAAGCCGGUUCUUUGCCCGGGGCACCUUGGACCCCCACUCAUGGUGCAGCCGCGGUGCCCCUGGAGGGGGCCGGAGCGCUAGCGCCUGCAGGUAUACCACCUCCAAUGGCAGCCUGGGGAGAGGAAACCGCGUCUAUAGAUUCUCAUAGCAACAGCGCUAUGAGCUGGAAUGAUCGAAAUGACGCGGAAUACUGGCUUCCAGAUAAUCUGGAAUCUCAAGUCCCUGUCUUCGAAUUCCCAGGGAGUAAUGUCUAUCUCAGACCAUCUCUCCCGUCUAUCAUCCAACCAGUCCCCGAUGCUGCGGCCAUGAGUAUGCCUCCGCAGGAUGCUCCAAAUAUGCCGUUCUCACCAUCCGUGGGGUCUAUACAUUCGGAUACCCAGGAGACUCAUGCAUUUUGGCCAUCUACAAUCAACGAAGUAAAUAUGAUCCCUUGGAUUGAUGUUUACUUUGAUCGGCUACAUCCGACCAUACCCGUUCUGAACCGAUCAUCCCUCUACACUUCAAUGAUCACACAAGAACAUCGCAAAAACUCUCAGUUCGGGGCCAUGCUCUUGUCGUUAUGCGCAUUCUCGCUCACACAGCCAAUUGAGAUCAAUGAGCGGCCGACGACCUCAUCCCGAGCUCUGCAGGCACGAGCCAUGAUGAACGAAGCGACCAAAAUGCGAAGCUGUUCGGAUUUUGGCGAGAAUCCCACCAUCGAAGCUGUCCUAACAAGCUUUUUCCUCUUUGGCUGUUUGUUCGGAAGUAAUCAGCACAACGCAGCGUGGCUCCGGAUACGGGAGGCCCUAGAUCUUGCGGCCACGCUGGGAUUAAAUGAUCCCGAGUCAUAUCAGGAUCUGUCUGGGGAAGAGAAAGGGCAGCGGCUACGGACGUAUCUCGUCCUCUCUAUUACGGAAAGAGCCUACGCUUUGCAACGGCGACACCCAAUAACCUUCUGGGGGAAGCCAGGGUUCACUAUGCGGUCAGUGCAUGAUUUCAUUCAUAGCGCCACGCACAGCGUCGUCUCUGGUAUUGUGGUCCACAACGAGAAAGACGCUGAGGGAAUGAUGGGUCUCGCACGAAUGAUGGAACUAUUCGAUGCCAUCGACGAAGAUGUCAUCGACUGCUGGAACCGCCGAUGCGAUAUCAGCAACGGGUACUGCCAGCGGCUCACCGAAGUCAAGGCACUCUCCAUUCACCAAAAUCUCAAUCGAGUCAACCAAGCCGAGCGAUAUCGCGGCUAUGACUGGUUCGAGCGAGCCAAAGGAGGCCGUGGUGAAACCAGCAAUGCCACAUUUGCUAUGGGCCUACGAGAGACCCAAGCAGCGGACGUUUUUAUCACCCAGAAAUGGCUCCAGAACCGUGUCUGGCUCCUCUCCUCAACCCACGGGCUUCUGAGUGCCCAUGCGGAACAACCCGAGCUAAGCUUCGGAUAUGCCGUAUCCGUUGCCGAAUCCACUCUCCAGCUGUGCCAGUCAUUACGGUUGAGCUCCAUGGAAGCCCAUGGCAUCGGUCUGACCGAAAAACUGUACGAUAUCGCAAUCUGUGCAACAAACAUCCUAUGCAACACAAGCCCCUCUUACGGGGUUGGCCUAGGCAUGCCCGUCAAUUUCACUGAAAGAAUACCACCAUCUACGACUUCCACGCCCCAGAGUCUCGCAGAAGACUUUUUGUUACUUAUGACCAGCUUCCGCGGUGGAAACCAUCCCUACCUGGAGAAGUAUAGAGCUCACCUACGCUCGCUACAGAUUAUGGGACCCAAAGGUCCAGAGUGGGCGCAGUGA
This is a messenger RNA of Penicillium egyptiacum, 2070 nucleotides long. The record is from the annotation of a GenBank genome assembly. Lineage: Eukaryota; Fungi; Ascomycota; Eurotiomycetes; Eurotiales; Aspergillaceae.